Molecule: messenger RNA, 557 nt
Organism: Ochlerotatus camptorhynchus
Lineage: Eukaryota; Metazoa; Arthropoda; Insecta; Diptera; Culicidae
Gene: RpS17
Product: ribosomal protein S17
Exons: 3
Coding region: 106-498 (130 amino acids)
Biological process (GO): translation
Cellular component (GO): ribosome
Molecular function (GO): structural constituent of ribosome
Source: RefSeq, a predicted model, not a curated record
UGCUAAAUGACAGCUGUCAGAAUUUAGCAUCGGAAGGACGUGACGUCAUUGAUUUCUUUUCCUCACGUUUUCGUAGUGAACGACAGCAGCGAAACUUGAAUCAAAAUGGGUCGCGUUCGUACCAAGACCGUCAAGAAGGCCUCUAAGGUCAUUAUUGAGAAGUACUACACCCGCCUGACGAUGGACUUCCACACAAACAAGCGUAUCGUUGAAGAGGUGGCCAUCAUUCCAACCAAGCCGCUGCGUAACAAGAUCGCUGGUUUCGUGACACAUCUGAUGAAGCGUCUGCGCCACUCUCAAGUUCGUGGUAUCUCGAUUAAGCUGCAGGAAGAGGAGCGUGAGCGCAGAGAUAACUACGUGCCGGAAGUGUCCGCCCUGGAACAGGACAUCAUUGAGGUUGACCCAGAGACCAAGGAGAUGUUGAAGCACCUGGACUUCAACAACAUCGUUGUCCAAGUCACCAAUCCAUCGGCACAAGGCUACAGCCGUCGUAACUAAGCCUGCGAAAUUUUGUUUGAUCAAUCUGUGGUGGAACGGGAUGUUGUUCUAGAAUUUCC